GGUGUCGAAGAACCCGGAAGUGCGGGCUCCCGGAAAUACUUGGGUUUAGGUUCGUGAUUGAAGGUAGCGGAGAGGCCUGCCUGCCUGGGGUCGCCAUGGCGGAUCCCGCCGAGGAGCUUGCCAAGCUCGAGUACCUCUCGCUGGUCUCCAAAGUCUGCACUGAGCUCGACAACCACCUGGGGAUCAACGACAAAGACCUCGCUGAAUUUGUGAUAAACCUCGCAGAGAGACAUACAACCUUUGAUGCAUUCAAAGCAGCUUUAGUGAAGAAUGGUGCUGAGUUUACAGAUUCCCUCGUCAGCAAUCUUCUGCGUCUUAUACAGACAAUGAGGCCUCCUGCAAAACCUUCCGCUAGUAAAAGUACUGUUAAACCGAAAACAGAAAAAGAGAAGUUGAAGGAGUUAUUUCCUGCUCUCUGUAGGCCAGAUAAUCCUAUUGUCAGGACAAUGCUGGAUGAAGACGAUGUGAAGGUAGCUGCUGAUGCCCUAAAAGAGUUGGAAGCUUUAAUGCCAAGUGCAGGCAAGCAGGAGAAACACCGGAGCAGUGAGGACCAGAUGAAGAAGAGGCGGAGAAGCCGCAGUAGAGACCGGGAUCGAAAGCGGAAACAAAAGCCCAGCUCCCACUCGCGGACGCAGGAACGAAAUAAAGGCAAAUCUAGGUACCGCUCUAGGAGCAGAAGUCCCAGCCGGGAUCACAAGGAAAGGGAGAAGCCUGCGGACAAGGGAAGUGAGCGAUGGAGGGAUAAGCAUGUGGACCGACCCCCACCAGAGGAGCCUUCCAUUGGGGACAUCUACAAUGGCAAAGUCACCAGUAUCAUGCAGUUUGGCUGUUUCGUCCAGCUUGAAGGUCUCAGGAAGCGUUGGGAAGGGCUUGUCCACAUCUCAGAGCUGCGCCGAGAGGGGCGUGUCGCUAAUGUGGCUGAUGUCGUGAGCAAAGGCCAGAGGGUCAAGGUCAAAGUUCUGUCCUUCACUGGCUCCAAAACAAGCCUCAGCAUGAAGGAUGUGGAUCAAGACACAGGGGAAGAUCUGAACCCAAACAGACGCCGAAACCUUAUUGGAGAGAAUGAGGAGGCAGCAAUGAGAAACCCAGACAGGCCCUCCCAUCUGUCUUUAGUGAGUGCCCCUGAGGUGGAGGACGAUACACUGGAACGGAAGCGCCUCACCCGCAUUUCAGACCCAGAGAAAUGGGAAAUCAAGCAGAUGAUUGCUGCCAAUGUGCUCUCCAAGGAGGAGUUCCCUGACUUUGACGAGGAAACGGGGAUCCUGCCCAAGGUUGAUGAUGAAGAAGAUGAGGACCUGGAAAUCGAACUGGUAGAAGAGGAGCCGCCAUUCCUGCGAGGGCACACGAAACAGAGCAUGGACAUGAGCCCGAUCAAGAUUGUGAAGAACCCUGAUGGCUCCUUGUCUCAAGCCGCCAUGAUGCAAAGUGCUUUAGCUAAAGAGAGGCGGGAACUGAAGCAGGCCCAGCGAGAGGCAGAGAUGGACUCCAUCCCCAUGGGACUCAACAAGCACUGGGUGGAUCCCCUCCCAGAUGUGGACGGAAGGCAAAUCGCUGCCAAUAUGCGAGGUAUCGGCAUGAUGCCCAAUGACAUUCCAGAGUGGAAGAAACAUGCUUUUGGAGGUAACAAAGCCUCUUACGGUAAAAAGACUCAACUGUCAAUCAUUGAGCAGCGCGAGAGCCUCCCAAUUUACCGACUGAAAGAUCAGCUAAUCCAGGCAGUCCAUGAUAACCAAAUUCUGAUAGUUAUUGGCGAGACUGGCUCUGGGAAGACUACACAGAUCACGCAGUACCUUGCUGAGGCUGGCUACACCUCCCGUGGGAAGAUCGGCUGCACGCAGCCUCGCCGAGUGGCUGCCAUGUCUGUGGCCAAGAGGGUAUCGGAGGAGUUUGGUUGCUGUUUGGGACAGGAGGUUGGCUACACCAUCCGAUUUGAGGAUUGCACCAGCCCUGAGACAGUGAUCAAGUAUAUGACAGAUGGGAUGCUGCUGCGAGAGUGCCUCAUCGACCCUGACCUGACGCAAUACGCCAUCAUCAUGUUGGACGAAGCCCAUGAACGCACGAUACACACCGAUGUGCUCUUUGGUCUCCUGAAAAAGACAGUUCAGAAGAGACAGGACAUGAAGCUGAUUGUGACAUCAGCUACCCUGGAUGCAGUUAAGUUUUCCCAGUACUUCUACGAGGCCCCCAUCUUUACCAUCCCAGGCAGGACAUACCCUGUGGAAAUUCUCUACACGAAGGAGCCAGAGACGGAUUAUCUGGACGCCAGUCUGAUUACAGUCAUGCAGAUCCACUUGACAGAGCCACCAGGAGACAUUCUGGUGUUCUUGACUGGCCAAGAGGAGAUUGACACAGCCUGUGAAAUUCUGUAUGAGCGGAUGAAAUCCCUGGGUCCUGAUGUGCCCGAGCUGAUAAUCUUGCCUGUUUAUUCAGCACUGCCUAGUGAGAUGCAAACACGGAUCUUCGAUCCAGCUCCCCCAGGCAGUCGAAAGGUGGUCAUUGCCACAAACAUUGCUGAAACUUCACUUACCAUUGAUGGUAUCUACUAUGUGGUAGACCCCGGCUUUGUGAAGCAGAAAGUGUACAACUCCAAGACAGGGAUUGACCAGCUAGUGGUGACACCAAUCUCCCAGGCCCAGGCCAAGCAGCGAGCUGGGAGAGCCGGAAGAACAGGUCCCGGCAAAUGCUACCGACUCUAUACAGAGCGUGCCUACCGUGAUGAGAUGCUGACCACCAAUGUGCCUGAGAUCCAGAGGACCAACUUGGCAAGCACUGUGCUGUCUCUCAAGGCUAUGGGGAUCAAUGACCUGCUUUCUUUUGACUUCAUGGAUGCCCCUCCAAUGGAAACUCUGAUCACUGCAAUGGAGCAGCUGUACACUCUGGGGGCCCUAGAUGACGAAGGGCUGCUCACCCGACUGGGACGCAGGAUGGCGGAGUUCCCCCUGGAGCCCAUGCUGUGCAAGAUGCUCAUCAUGUCAGUGCACCUGGGUUGCAGCGAGGAGAUGCUCACCAUCGUUUCGAUGCUGUCUGUGCAGAAUGUCUUCUAUCGACCCAAGGACAAACAAGCUCUUGCUGACCAGAAGAAAGCCAAGUUCCACCAGACCGAAGGGGAUCACCUCACACUUCUGGCUGUCUACAAUUCCUGGAAGAACAACAAGUUCUCCAACCCUUGGUGCUAUGAAAACUUCAUCCAAGCCCGCUCAUUGCGCCGUGCCCAGGAUAUUCGCAAACAGAUGCUGGGCAUCAUGGAUAGGCACAAGCUGGACGUAGUGUCAUGUGGGAAAGCAACGGUUCGUGUCCAGAAGGCCAUUUGUAGUGGCUUCUUCCGGAAUGCAGCCAAGAAAGACCCCCAGGAGGGCUAUCGGACCUUGAUUGACCAGCAGGUGGUUUACAUCCAUCCCUCAAGUGCCCUCUUCAACCGCCAACCGGAAUGGGUAGUAUACCAUGAGUUGGUGCUUACAACCAAGGAGUACAUGCGGGAAGUCACCACCAUCGAUCCGCGCUGGCUGGUAGAGUUUGCUCCCGCCUUCUUCAAGGUCUCUGACCCCACCAAACUGAGCAAGCAGAAGAAGCAGCAGCGUCUGGAACCACUUUACAACCGCUAUGAGGAGCCCAAUGCCUGGAGGAUAUCACGGGCAUUCAGGCGCCGAUGAGCCCUCCUUGAAUGCCAAGGCCCACUGCACACCUCUUUGUCAUGCAGUCCAAUUCCAAGUUUACCUGGCCGACUGUUGUCAAAGGAUGGAGGGAGGUUAAAAAAAAAACAAACCACAGCUCCCAAAGACAAAGCCACCACCUGAUUGCUAUUGUGACUAAUCCAGAGACACGCCUCCCUUGGACAAAAGUGUUCUGUCAGUUCUUUUUCUGUGAAGUCCCAUGGCCAAGGGUUGCUGUGUAAUUUUGGACCUACUUGUUUACUGAAAGACCUACUUAAAUUUUGGUUUAUACGCUGCCCAAAUUGGGAACUGAGAGAGAACAUCGAACUCUCACCUUGUGAUUCCUUUAGAACCCUUGCAUCUCCUCCCAUCCCAUGCACACUUAUCUUUUGCUGUACAAGCCAUCAAAAGCAACCCAGUGCAGCAGAAUGGCUGUGCUUUUGACCAAAGCAAGAAGGAGGUCUAGAUACCAGUAUAGGAUGGUCUUGUUUUGAUGUAGCCUGUUUGGGUAUACUGCGGUGUAACUGUCCCCUUCCUUUCUGAGUCUAAACUUCCACAGAGACUUUUGUUGUAAUAUAUAUAUUAGCUUUUUAAAAAGUGUUAACUCAUCUCAGAACUGUUAUAUGUCAUAAAAGUUAUUUGUCCUGUGUUUCUUCAAAAAACCUGCUCAGGUUUUUUUAUUUAAGAAAAGAGAAAAACUUG
This is a messenger RNA of Hemicordylus capensis (graceful crag lizard), 4352 nucleotides long. It is a transcript of the gene DHX8, whose product is annotated as DEAH-box helicase 8. The record is from RefSeq and is a predicted model, not a curated record. NCBI's taxonomy places the organism in Eukaryota, Metazoa, Chordata, Lepidosauria, Squamata, Cordylidae. Bases 96 to 3650 code for a protein of 1184 amino acids. Gene Ontology annotation, biological process: spliceosomal complex disassembly; mRNA splicing, via spliceosome. Gene Ontology annotation, cellular component: catalytic step 2 spliceosome; intracellular anatomical structure. Gene Ontology annotation, molecular function: RNA binding; ATP binding; RNA helicase activity. The transcript has 23 exons.